UUGAUUCCGCCAAUGACCGCCGCCUUCCUUUCCUGGGUGGGGGUCAUAUGAUGAACCUUCAGCCAAUCAUCACACGUGCAGUGGGUGGGACUAUGACCAGUGAGGGCGGGGCCGCGCGGAGGGUCGCCGGUACACUGUGCCGGUCAUGCUGCUGCACUUUUUCCAGGCCGGGCUCCGCCGCUGCCCGGGCCCCGUCAGGCUCUUCCAUCUCUCCAGCAUCGCCCGCUCUCCCCCUGCACCGCCGCGCCUGCAGCUGUACGCUGCCCGCCUCCGAGAUGCUGCCCGCUACUCCACCCGCUGCACUGGCAGAACUGCCACCAAGGGCCGGACGCUGGCUCUCCUGCUGGGCCCGGCCUUUCUGGGUUUGGGUGGGAAGGUCGCCCUGUGCCAGCUGGAGGGGCAGUGCCAGCCGCCCGCCGUGUCCAGGAGUCCGGAACCAGAGUUCAGCUGGAGAGAGUUCUGGAAGCUUCUGCGCCCGCAGCUCCUGGCACUGCUGUCAGCCGUCAUUUUGGCUUUCGGCGCAGCGUUGCUGAAUAUACAGAUCCCUCUCAUUCUUGGGGAGCUGGUGAAUGUGGUGUCUCACUACACAAGGGAACAUGCCGGGGACUACCUGCAGGAAAUCCGGGGCCCGGCCAUGAAGCUGCUCUCGUUGUAUGCCGCCCAGGGCUUGCUGACAUGCGGUUAUAUCAUCCUGCUGUCUCGGGUCGGGGAGCGAGUUGCCGGGAGUAUGAGGAAAGCUCUGUUCACAUCCCUUCUGCACCAGGAUGUCGCUUUCUUUGACGCUCAGAAGACGGGGCUCUUGGUGAAUCGUCUCACCUCCGACGUCCAGGAGUUCAAAUCCGCCUUCAAGCAGGUCAUAUCCCAGGGCCUCAGGAACAUCACCCAGACGUUCGGCUGCUUCGUGUCGCUCUAUUACAUCUCCCCGAAGCUGACCGGCCUCCUGGUGGUGGUGAUGCCCGUCCUGGUGGGAGCCGGUGCUGUCAUUGGCUCUUUCCUGCGCGGAUUGUCGCGUCGGGCGCAGGAACAGAUCGCCAAAGCGACGGGUGUGGCCGACGAGGCGAUAGGAAAUGUGCGCACGGUGAGAGCUUUCGCCAUGGAGGACCGCGAGGUGGAGCUGUACUCCGCCGAGGUGGACAAGUCCGCUCACGUGAACGAAGUCCUGGGGAUCGGAAUCGCCGUGUUCCAGGGUCUCUCCAACAUCGCUCUGAACUGUAUUGUCCUGGGAACCAUAUUUGCUGGCGGAUCUCUGGUGGCAGGAAAUGAACUCUCGGCCGGGGAACUCAUGUCCUUCUUGGUGGCUUCUCAGACCGUACAGAGGUCUAUGGCAAGCACUUCGGUGCUGUUUGGACAGGUGGUCCGGGGUCUCAGCGCGGGGGGGCGCGUCUUUGAGUUUAUGCGUUUACAGCCCGAGAUCCCACUGAGAGGAGGGAAGAAACUUCCGCAGCUGACAGGAGAAAUACGCUUCAGAGACGUCUCUUUCAGUUACCCCACUCGACCGGGUCAAGAAGUCUUGAAGGGUUUUGACUUGCGUAUACCCCCUGGGAAGACAGUGGCCAUCGUGGGACAGUCUGGGGGAGGAAAGUCUACGGUUGCAGCGCUGGUGGAGCGGUUCUACGACCCCGUCCAGGGUACAGUGGAGUUAGAUGGAGUUGACAUCCGUUCACUGGACCCAUCGUGGUUAAGAGGGGAGGUCAUCGGAUUCAUCAACCAGGAACCUGUUCUAUUUGGAACAAACAUCAUGGAAAAUAUUCGCUUUGGACGACCAGACGCCAGUGACGCUGAGGUCCGUGAUGCUGCAAAACUGGCAAAUGCUGAUGACUUUAUCCAGAACUUUCCAGAUGGAUAUAAUACACUGCUAGGUGAGCGUGGAGUCACCCUUUCUGGAGGUCAGAAGCAGCGAGUGGCCAUUGCUCGAGCUCUUCUCAAAGACCCCCGGAUUUUAAUCCUGGAUGAAGCUACAAGCGCACUAGAUGCAGAGUCUGAGCGGAUGGUGCAGUUAGCUCUGGACCGUGCAUCCUCCGGCCGCACUGUGUUGGUCAUUGCCCAUCGGCUCAGCACCAUUGCAGAUGCCGAUAUCAUCGUGGUCUUGUCAAAAGGCCGCAUCGCUGAGAGUGGAACCCAUCGGGAGCUGCUGAGGAAGGGCGGCCUGUAUGCAGAGCUCAUACAGAGACAAAGCCAAGAGUCCUAGAAACAGAUAAAAUAUCUCAUCCAUCCCAUAAUACAGCUGGAAGACGAUGAAACAAGCUACAUGCAAGGAAAAUGGUCCAAAAAACAUCACUGUGCGAAAGACAAGACCCCGGGCUGCUGCAGAACCUCAUUUCUGUAUGCAGGAGAAGAGAUCUCGACUGCUAUCAUGGUCUGUUACUGCAUACAGGAGAUGAGGUCCUGCACAAUAUUAGUGGCUAUUACUACAUACAGGAGAGGAGAUCCUGCCUGAUAUUAGUGUCUAUUACUACAUACAGGAGAGGAGAUCCUGCCCGAUAUUUUUGGCUAUUACUACAUACAGGAGAGGAGAUCUUGACUGUUAUUAGUAAUCCAUCACUAUAUACAGAAGAGACGAUUCUUGCUGAUAUUAGUACCUAUAACCACACACAAGAGAGGAGAUCCUUUGCUGUUAUUAGUGUCUAUGACUACAUAUAGAAGAGGAGAACCUGACAGAUAUUACUAUCUAUAACUCUAUACAGGAGAGGAGAUCCUCACUAAUAUUAGUAAUCUAUUACUACAUACAGGAGAGAAGAUCCUCACUAAUAUUAGUCUUCAUGACCCACCAGUGCAAACAAAAAAUGUGAGGACAUGUCUAGUCAGAAUACCGUAUAGCCCAUGUCGCCUACAUCCCUCCGUUCUGGUCUCAGACUUCCUCAUGCAGAGCGCGGUAGAAACCAGUGACAGUGAUGUAAAUGCUGCGUCCAUCCAUGGGGCAGGGGGAUCAUUGUCUUAGACUUUCUGCAGUGCUCUGCAUGAAGAAGUGGAGACCACCUUGAAAAGAAUCCAGUGGGGGCCAGGACAGAGGCAGAAUGGGAGGAUCGGAGAGCACUAGGUCUGGUGACUAUACGUGUGUAAUGUAUGGUGAAAUAUUAGGUUUGGACUGGAGGGUAGGUUAAAGGGGUUAUCUAACAUCUAUUGAAAAUGAUUGGCGGGCCGAUCCGUUCCAGUGGCGUGACUCCGAACGGCGCCAUUUCCAGUCUGAUAAACAGAAGGUCUGACGAUCCAUAUCCUCUCACAUGAUCGCUGCCGGCCAAUCAGUGGCCUCCACAGUGACAUCUGCACGAACGGCAGGUGACUGCUGAAGCUCAGAAGAGAACCUUGCAUAUUGUCUUGUAGUAUCACACACUGGAAACGCACGUGACCACCCCUGUGGAAGGACAUACAGUGUAUAUAGAGUUUAUAAUAGACCACAAUACUAUUCUGUCCUCUGUACUGUACUAUUCUGGUGACGAGGAGCAUCAGGCUGUAAUAUAAGAAGGUCUGCACAUUAAUCACUGACCGACUAACGAAAUAAAAGAUUUCCUGAAGUCUCCA
Molecule: messenger RNA, 3519 nt
Organism: Bufo bufo (common toad)
Lineage: Eukaryota; Metazoa; Chordata; Amphibia; Anura; Bufonidae
Gene: ABCB8
Product: ATP binding cassette subfamily B member 8
Exons: 16
Coding region: 146-2188 (680 amino acids)
Biological process (GO): transmembrane transport
Cellular component (GO): membrane
Molecular function (GO): ATP hydrolysis activity; ATP binding; ABC-type oligopeptide transporter activity
Source: RefSeq, a predicted model, not a curated record